AGCAUUCAGUGAGCUCGAGCCAGUUUAGCAACCGUGUUUCUGGCUCUUGAUUUCCGUUUUUUCGACCGGAAGCUUGUAUUUACCGAUACGAUAUCGUGGAAGUCCCUCCGAGUUCGCCGUCUGCGAACUCGCUAUUAACGAGACCUCUAGCAGUGGAUUAGGAGGUAUGACGCUUAUCUUUCGAGAUUAUGGUUUCUUUCGCCAGCUACUCUGGAUGUGUUCGGGUAUCCUGGUGUUCGGAGGUCUUCACCAAUUCCAGCUGCUAUCUCUUUGGUUGCAGCAUCCAUCAGGUCACUUUGUUAUCCUCCCUCUUUAUCACACAACUAUGCGGAAGGCGGGGUGGUGGGGUGCCACGAGUGACUAUUCAUGAUACCUCUAACAUUCCGGCUUAAUGCUGACAUGCCGCAAUUAAAUUUACGGUAAUUUGACGUUUGGCAUUCCGAGGCGUAAAAAAUGUAGGCAAACGAGAGGUGGUGUCGACAAUUAUGAGAUACUGUACACUGCACAGUACUCGCUGCGCACGAGUAGUGAAAAUUUGUCAUUAGAGAAAUACGCAUUGCAUUUCGGGUGCCAUGGGGAUAGACUAGCAAGACAAACUUUCCUUCAAGGUAUCGAGAACCCUAACCCCGCGAGAGGCAAUUUGACUUCCCGAUUGUGACUAGCGCAGAGCUCACCACCCAACGCGUCCCCGUUGCUGUCGCCCCAACGCGUCAAUUUCCCCGGCCAAGUCGAACCCUCUCCAACCACCAAAGAGCAGAAGCGAUGGGCAAAUCCAAAACCCCCAGCAAUGCUCCCGGAAAAGCCCCGCAGGGGAAGCAGCGCAUGAUAUCUAGUUUCUUUGCCCCGAAGCAAUCCCCAGGAAAGACCAGUACGGACAAUUCGUCUGCCACACCAACGAUAAAGAAGAGGAAGCCCGAUGAGAAGGAGAACAAGACCGCCGACCAGGAGGAGAAUGAGAGAGAACCGGACUCCCCACCACGGACUCGCAGGAGGGUAACCCAGAAGCGAGUUCUCGAGGACGCCGAAGAUGUGGAGCAAGCGACAGAUGAUGAUGACUACUACAGCAAGCCAGGGACUACCAGUAUCGCAAAGAAGAAAUUGAAAAGGAGUCCUGAACCGAUGGCAAAUCUAGAGUCGGGGGGGGAGAAGAACGAGGAGACAAGAAAAAAGGAGGCAAAUUUCUUAGCACCAGCGGCGGCGUCCCGAACCAAGAAGGCGGCAGACUCGGGAAGAACUCUCAAGUAUCUCUACAACCCUUUUGCGGACGCCAUGGAUAUAGACGGCGAACCUGUUGAUUCGGCUACGAAGAAGAGGAGGGAGAAAUUGCACGAGAAAUUCGUACAAAAGUUGGGGAAGCCGGGCCCUGUGCCCGAGGCCCAUGGGGUGGAGGUUGAGGAAGAGGCGGCAGAGCAGGAUCCCGAGGAGCCGGAGGAUGACGAACCAGGGCCUAUUGCUAAGAGAUUUGGGGGGAGCGCAAAAGGGAAAGCUCCACCCAAGGGUGGUAAAAAGCUUACCCCGUUGGAACGGCAGGUUGUCGAGAUCAAGAGGAAGAAUCCUGACACACUUCUGGUGAUCGAAGUGGGAUACAAGUUCAGGUUUUUUGGUGAGGAUGCGAGGACUGCGAGUCAAGUUUUGAGUAUAAUGUGCAUUCCGGGCAAGAUGCGAUUCGACGAGCACUCAUCAGAAUCACAUCUCGAUAAAUUCGCCUCAGCUAGCAUCCCAACCCACCGUCUUCAUGUCCAUGUAAAACGGCUCGUAACUGCUGGCCACAAGGUUGGAGUGGUUCGCCAGGUGGAAACAGCAGCUCUCAAAGCAGCAGGAGAUAAUAGAAAUGCGCCAUUUGAGAGAAAGUUGACCAACCUAUAUACUAAAGGCACAUACAUUGACGAUGUGGAUGGGUUGGACGGUGAUCUGGCUGCAGGGGCUGGAAGUGGGGGAGCUGCGGGUACUGGGUUUAUGCUCUGUAUUGCCGAGAAGCCCGGAGGUGGCACAGGUAUGGAUGAGAAAGCGCAUGUGGGGAUUGUUGCUGUGCAGCCUGCGACGGGGGACGUGAUAUAUGAUGAAUUCGAUGAUGGUUUUAUGAGAAGUGAAAUCGAGACCAGAUUGUUACACAUUGCGCCAUGCGAAUUCCUUAUCGUUGGAGAGUUGACAAAAGCUACAGAAAAGUUAGUUUCCCACCUGGCAGGUAGCACAACCACCGUUUUGGGGGAUCAGAUACGUAUAGAGCGUGUGGAGGGUAAGAAAGAUGCGAAGAUUUUAGCCCCGAGUCAUGUCUCCAAAUUCUAUGCGGAUAAGCUUAAAUCAGCCGAUUCUCCAGAAGCCGCAGAGUCAAACAGACUUCUCGAGAUUGUCAUGAAUCUACCGGAUCUUGUGACCAUCUGCCUCUCGGCUCUAAUAACCCAUCUCUCCAGCUAUGGGCUCGAACACAUCUUUGACCUUACAAAAUACUUCAAAUCCUUCAGCGCGAGGUCUCACAUGCUACUCAAUGGCAACACUUUAUCAAGUCUCGAGAUCUACCGCAACCAGACCGAUUUUUCGACCAAGGGAAGCUUGUUCUGGACUUUGGAUCGGACAAAAACAAAAUUCGGGAAGAGGCAGCUCCGGAAAUGGGUCGGAAGGCCUUUGUUGGACAAAGAGCGUCUGGAGGAAAGGAUAGAAGCUGUCGAAGAGAUCAAGGGUGGGAAGAGUCCAAAACUGGAGCGAUUGAGAGAAUUGCUUUCAAAAAUAUCCUAUGACCUAGAAAAGGGCCUCAUCCGUAUAUACUACGGAAAGUGCUCUCGCCCAGAACUCCUAUCGAUCCUACAGACAUUAAACAGAAUUGCCAACACCUUUCCCCCCGUUGAUAAACCUGAGGAUGUGGGCUUCAAUUCUAAGAUCUUGAAUGAGGCUCUCGCAAACCUUCCUCGGAUUAAGGAUGAUGUGGAGGCUUAUCUAGAUGUCUUCAAUCAUUCACAGGCAGCCAAAGAUGACAAGUAUGACUUUUUCAAAGACGGUGACAACUAUGAAGCUAUCAACGAACACAAAAUGGGGAUCGCUGGUGUUGAAGGUGACUUAAAUGAGCAUUUGAAUGAGAUCGCAGCAGUGCUGAAAAGAAAGGUCGUGUACGUCAGCGUGUCUGGUGUAGAGUAUCUUGUCGAAGUUUCAAACGAGAAAAACAUACUGAAAAGCGUGCCAGCAACCUGGGUCAAGAUGAACGGAACGAGGAAGGUUUCCCGGUUCCACACACCUGAAGUAAUCAAGUUGCUUCGCGAACGUGAUCAGCACAAGGAAUCGCUUGCUGCGGAAUGCAAUCGGGCCUUUGCAAAGUUCCUCGCCGAGAUCUCGACCAAAUACCAAGAAUUUCGCGACUGCGUUCAAUCUCUCGCAACCUUGGACUGCCUCAUUUCCCUCGCAGCCGUCGCCAACCAACCCGGCUACGUCAAGCCCGAGUUCACGGAGGAGCCAUGCAUAGAAGUGCGCGAAGGCCGACACCCAAUGGUGGAGCAGCUCCUCCUGGACGCCUACGUCCCCAACGACAUCCAUCUCUUCUCGGACAAGCAGCGCGCAAUGAUCGUCACUGGACCAAACAUGGGCGGCAAGUCCUCAUUCGUACGUCAGGUGGCGCUGAUAGCCAUAAUGGCCCAAGUGGGCAGCUACGUCCCUGCCUCCGCGGCGAGGGUUGGCAUGUUGGACGCGGUGUUCACGCGGAUGGGCGCCUUCGACAACAUGAUGGCGGGCGAGUCCACCUUCAUGGUGGAGCUGAACGAGACCAGCGACAUCCUCAAGCAGGCCACCAACCGCAGCCUCGUGAUCCUCGAUGAGCUCGGCCGCGGAACCAGCACGCAUGAUGGUGUGGCUAUCGCGAACGCCGUUCUCGACUACGUCAUCACCGAGCUUAAGAGUAUGUGCCUAUUCAAUGCGAUGAACGCGCAUAUGAAAUUUGAGGAGGCUAAUGACGGAACCGAAAAUAUCACAUUCCUAUACCAAAUUGGAGAGGGCGUCGCACAUAGAUCUUAUGGUCUGAACGUUGCAAGACUAGCUGGCCUACCGCAACGCUGCAUAGAAGGUAAUCCCCGCACCACCCCUCCAUUCAUCCCUCUCACUUCAGAGACUAACACCCACCCAGUCGCAGGUGUAAAAUCCUCCCAAUUAGAGAAGGAACUUAAAGAGCGACAGACUACAAAAUGGGCCAAAACCAUUCUCAGCGCCACUGAGAAAGAAGCAGAUUUUGACCCUUUGCAGUUAUUGGCUAGUAUCGAGAACCUUUAAAUGGUUUUCUCUUUCCCCUGUUUCUUUUUCUUUUCUUUUUGACUAGAGUCGUGGUAAUAGUGGGUGGUGAUUUUUUAUUUUUUAUCUUAUUUCCCU
This is a messenger RNA of Tuber melanosporum (Perigord truffle), 4344 nucleotides long. RefSeq lists its product as uncharacterized. The transcript is spliced from 12 exons. Gene Ontology annotation, molecular function: ATP binding; ATP-dependent DNA damage sensor activity; mismatched DNA binding. NCBI's taxonomy places the organism in Eukaryota, Fungi, Ascomycota, Pezizomycetes, Pezizales, Tuberaceae. Gene Ontology annotation, cellular component: nucleus. The record is from RefSeq and is a predicted model, not a curated record. Gene Ontology annotation, biological process: mismatch repair; mitotic recombination. The coding region runs from base 763 to 4248 and encodes 1161 amino acids.